AACAUAACCUAUAUUUGAAUUUUAAUGUCAAAAUAAUAAAGAAUCGCAUAUAUUUUUACUUUAUUUUUAAAUGUUGGGAUAUUAUUUUACAUUUCGUUAUAGUUUCAGAAAAAUUACACAUUUUAGCCAAUUUUCCAACUCAACAAAUGUUGUAAAUAGUCAAAUUCUAUCAGAUUUAUUUGGCAUUAGUUGUAACGAAGCAAAUUUAUAUGUGGAUAAACAUAAAUUACAACACAAAGAUGGAGAAUUACUAGCACAAAGUGUAGAAUUAUGUCGAUCAUUUGGUUACCAGAAUAUGGACAUUUUAAAUACACCUAAUUUACUUACUGUUCACCCACUUGAAUUAAUACAACAUUAUAAAGCUUUACACGAAGGAGGAUUUAAUGAUAUAACACCACAUGUUUUAGCCAAGGCCAGAACUUACAUGAGGCGGUUAAUUAUACAGUUAAAAGCCAAAAAUUUGAUUCCAUAUUCAACAAAUGUACCAGAAAUGUUAAUAUCUUAUAUUGAAGACAAAAAUAUAGCAGAAAGGGUCAGAAAAAAUUAUCGAAAUAAGAAAAUAUGGAACGAUAUCCAUUUGGAAGUUCUAAAGAAUUUUUUAAGAAUAAGAUUAAAUGGAACUAAGGAUGAGAUAGACAAUCUAAUAAGGAUUCACAAAUUUGUAAGAAAUAAAAGUUUUAGAGUAAUUCAAGAAAAUAUCAAAGUAGCCCAGAGCUUAGGUUUUGAACCUAGAAAAAUUAUUAAAUAUGGAUACUUACUUGCUAGCUGUCCAAGUUACGCGGAAACUACUCUUCGUGAUUUGGGCAACAUUGCUGGCAUAGAUAUGAAACGAGCAAUGCGAUUAUAUCCUAAACUAAUGAUAACUCCUCCAAGAAAUAUAAUUAAAACGUACGGGAUAUUGAAGCAAUUUGAUAUUCCGGAUGAGACUAUUCGCCAACAACCAAACGUCUUUCACAUGGCUCCUCAAACUGUGAGAGUUAGAUUACAGGAAAUCGAAAAUUCUCCAGACUUAAAAUUAUUGCUCCAACAUCCAAAAAUUCUGGCAUUGGUUGUACAUCAUAAUAGAGCCAAUGAUAGGUUAAGCUUUUUACAACAGUCACAGAUUCGUUGCGUGCCUUUAACUAUUUUAAGUAACAACAUAGUAGAAAAUAAUAUCAAAAAUUAAACCAAUACAGAUGGAAUCUCUGCAAUGAAUUCGCAAGAGGGUUCAUCAUCAACAAGUUGAUUAGCUUCUGUCUUGGGUUUCCUCCGACUCUUCAGGAUUUUCUGUGUGGCUCUCCAACAUUUCCUCGCUGGGAACGAUAUCAUUAUAAAACAUCAGUUCAUCUAGAUCUCUCCACUUUUUGCCAAAGUGUUUGGUCAGCAAUUUGUUCACGUCAUUUAACUUCAGACUGUUGACCUGAGGCAGGCCGGCGUUGAUUAGAUCUGGUUUAAUCAUGCCAAUUGGUUUUCCUUUUUUUGUGAAUCCCUUAAAGGUUUGCAAGUCGCUCCUAUAAUGGACUUCACCUCUUAUUAAAAUAUUUCCAGACUGGCAUCUCUUCAGAUAAAAUCGUUUCGUAUUUUUAAAUUGGAAGUGCCAUGAUCCUGGGGGUUUCAGUACCUCUUUAACGCUUUUUUUCCAGUCG
Messenger RNA from Psylliodes chrysocephalus, 1625 nucleotides. Lineage: Eukaryota; Metazoa; Arthropoda; Insecta; Coleoptera; Chrysomelidae. The record is from the annotation of a GenBank genome assembly.